Messenger RNA from Malus domestica (apple), 1107 nucleotides. RefSeq lists its product as uncharacterized. The record is from RefSeq and is a predicted model, not a curated record. Gene Ontology annotation, molecular function: zinc ion binding; nucleic acid binding. NCBI's taxonomy places the organism in Eukaryota, Viridiplantae, Streptophyta, Magnoliopsida, Rosales, Rosaceae.
AUGGCUGGAUCCAGAGGGGGACAACUUAGAGCACCAGUCUUCAACGGCGAGAAAUUUGAUUUCUGGCAAACCAAAAUGAAGACCAUUUUCUAUUCACACAAACUGUUGAAUUUGGUUGAAAAUGGCUACGAAUCUUCGAUAAAGAAGGAAAAUGAGCUAACGGAGGCGGAGAAGAGGCUGAUGCAAGAGAAUGUAGUCAAGGAUGCUAAAGCAGUUGGAAUCAUCCAAGGUGAUGUUUUAUAUCAUAUUUUCCCGAGGAUCGCAACUCAGAACUUGUUAAUUAGUUUGCCUAAGUUUUAUGAUAGUAUUGCAUCAGUGAUAGAGAACACUAAAGAUCUGGAGACCAUAUAUGCUCAGGAUGUGGUUGCCAUUCUAAAAGGUUAUGAGCAAAGACUUGAUAGACAUGGUGAGAGUAGCACAGAGAAGGCGUUUGCUAGCUUAAACAUUGCAUCAAAACCAAAUAGGUUUAAUGGUCAAUCUAACAAUGGCAAAUACCAAAAGAACUCUAAGUCAAAAGGGAAACAGUGGAGUAACAAGUCUAGUGUUCAUGUGAAAAAUGAGGCAAAUAACACUGGAGACAAGUGUAAAUUUUGUGAUAGACUGUACUAUGGUGAAUGUUGGGUCAAGAACAUGGUCAAGUGUCACAAGUGCAAUAAAAUUGGACACAUUGCAAGGUACUGCCAUACAAACAAGGUUGUGCAACACAUAAUUUUUGCACAUCAGGUGGAAGAAACUGGUAAUUUGUUCUAUGCUAAUCACUCUGGUGAAGUGAAGAAGAUGAGUGAUGUGUGGUACAUGGACAGUGGAUGUAGUAAUCACAUGACAUCCAGAGAAGAUUUGCUUGUAGAUAUUGACAAAAAUGUGAAAGCCAAUGUCCAAGUAGGCAUUGGAGUUUUGGUUGAAGUGGCAGGAAAUGGGACAUUGGUUAUUGAGACAAUGAAGGGUAGGAGAUACAUAAAGCAAGUGAUGCUUGUACCUGGUCUUGCAGAGAAUUUACGUAGUGUAGACCAGAUGAUAGAGCAUGGUUACUUUUUUCUAUUUGGAGACUAUAGAGUGGAUGUGUUUAAUGACAGGUCUCUAAGUAACUUGGUGGUCAGUGUGAAAUAG